Messenger RNA from Thermothelomyces thermophilus ATCC 42464, 1614 nucleotides. RefSeq lists its product as uncharacterized. The record is from RefSeq and is a predicted model, not a curated record. The coding region runs from base 175 to 1248 and encodes 357 amino acids. NCBI's taxonomy places the organism in Eukaryota, Fungi, Ascomycota, Sordariomycetes, Sordariales, Chaetomiaceae. The transcript has a single exon.
AGCACUUUAGGCCCGAAAGCUUGGCUUUUCUGCCUCACAACAUAGAUAGGUCCCUGUUCAAGACCUCCAAGUUCCUUUCCUUUACACGUUACGAAGCACAUCAAUAACCAACAAUACAUCGACAACUAUCACUAAGCUGCAUCCAUCUGUAGUCCCUGCGGCAUACUGGCAGAUAUGGACGGAUGUUUGCCUCGUCCGGACGACCCGAACGACCCGAAAUGGCGUUGGCCGUGGUGGAAAUUCAGAUUGCCGCCCGACGCGCUAUUCACGACGCUUCACGACCGCUUCAACACUAGAAGCUGCCCAAUCCAGGAACCCUACGCAUUCCUUCUCGACGUCCGCGAAUGUGCCGACCAGUCGGCUGGAGUAGAUGAAUUUUACACCAAGCUUGCCGAGCGGAGGGAUCAGCGGAGAAGCGAGCUCGAGCGCGCCUGGGACGAGACGAAGCGUAGGAUGGAGGAAUUUCUCCGCGAUGAGCCGAUAUGUGGCUUUCGCGACUGCAAAAGCCGCGAUGAAGACUGGUUCGAUGAACACAGCCAAAACGACACGAGAGCAGACCGGUGGAUCAACUUUUGCCGUUCGUGCAGCCAUAUGUCGUUCGACCGCCUGGUAUCCUUCUUCGACGGCUUUGUACGGGACAAACGGAAAGACGUGGAAGAAAGGGUCCGUGAAUUCUAUACAUGUCUGGGAAGCCAUCGUCGACGCAAACUCGCCCCGGACUAUUCCAACCCUCUUGUUCCGCCCAGAAGCACCAGGACAGAUACCAUGAAGAAGGAUCCAGCUGAAGCUAGUGACUCUGCCGAGAAUCCGCCGCAUCUAUGCCCGCCGCUCUCGGCGUCUUCGAGCACCCCUCCCAAGCAGACACCCAUACAGAACGAGAGAGCGGAAGACGGGCAAACACAAGCCUCCGCCAUCCCACGCAGCAGCGGGAAGAGGAGCCGUAGUGGCUUGGGCGCAGAAGAGAACAAGGAGGAAGCUGACGCCGAAUCCGGCCAUGUACCCCCGCCCAAGCGACGACGCAGGUCGCCCCCCCCCCCCCGACGGCGACCACUCCGCCACCGACGACUCAUCAACGCACACGCCUACACAUUUGCAGACGCCUCCAUCAUCGCUGUCACAUACACCAAUACCGACAUCCUCAGUAGAGUACAGCGGUCGUCUUGCUCCAGCUCAGCACACCACCUCGGAGGGGGAGAAUCCUCUGCCGAGCACCCGCCCCACCUCGCCAGCAGGGAUUGGGGAGAAUAGCCUUGACCCUGUUUUGGGCUUCCUAGUCGCUAACGGUUUGCCUGCGGAAAGCAUAGGUGGUACAGGGAGUAGUAAGGGGAGACCUGAUAGGAGCAAACAGGAUAAGGAAGAGGUUCAUGUGAGCAAGUAGGGGGCGCAAAGGGUCUGAUCGUAGACAGUGUUAUGCUAUUCUUUAUAGUUAAAGGAUCGACAAUGUAUCGCUUUGAAGCAAUGAAGGGAAGGGGGCUUGAGGAAUGAUGGAGUCUAGGUUUGACACGAGUGAUGAUGCUGGCAAUCAAUUUUGUGAUAGUGGAUGAUCGCGAGAACUGAGAACUUAUGGAAUAGGUGAACGCCCUGCAACUUGCUCCGCAUGUUGUCACUGUGCGG